This is a messenger RNA of Cadophora gregata, 1184 nucleotides long. RefSeq names its product Calcium-binding component of the spindle pole body (SPB) half-bridge (gene CDC31). Gene Ontology annotation, molecular function: microtubule binding; calcium ion binding. The record is from RefSeq and is a predicted model, not a curated record. Bases 181 to 921 code for a protein of 246 amino acids. Gene Ontology annotation, cellular component: half bridge of spindle pole body; mitotic spindle pole body. Gene Ontology annotation, biological process: spindle pole body duplication. NCBI's taxonomy places the organism in Eukaryota, Fungi, Ascomycota, Leotiomycetes, Helotiales, Ploettnerulaceae. The transcript is spliced from 2 exons.
CAACCACCACAUUUCUCCUCUUAAAGAGACAGUAAUACAAUACAACGCCGUACAAUAGUACAUAAGCAACAAUUCGCUACCUUGCCCCGCCGUAACCUUCUAAAUCUCCUCAAGCUAUCAAACUCAUUGUCACCCACCUCUAUCCGGCGCAAACUCUCACCUCCAACACAGCACAGCACAAUGGCAUCAACAGCACACCCCUCCUUCCCACAACGGCCAUACUCCUCAACACUACACGGCAAACUCCCCGAACGAAACGUAAAUGCAUUUGGCGGGUCAGCGCAUCCAGCAGGACGAGAUGCAGGGCGUGGAGAUCGUGAAAGGGGCCAACAGCAGCAACGGGAGAGUAAAGAGCCCGAGACACCACAGGUAUCGGACGAGCAGAGGGAGGAGAUAAAUGAAGCUUUCGCCCUCUUCGACCUCGACAAAGACCACCGAAUUGACUACCACGAAUUCAAAGUCGCCCUCAAAGCCCUCGGCUUCGACCUCCCCAAAUCCGAAAUCCUCGCCCACCUAUCCACCUACGGCGUCCCGCCUCUCACCCCAUCCAAUCCCCCACCACAGUCUUCCCGACCUCAGAACGCCUUCGCCGCACCGCAUCAAUCCGCAGCCGCCUCCAACCCACUAAACCCGAACGAGCCUCUUCCCCCAGGACGCCUCACGCUCACACUCCCCAGUUUCCAGACCAUAGCCGCGAAACUGAUCAGUGAGCGUGAUCCAAGGGAUGAGAUUUUGAGGGCGUUUGCGCUGUUCGAUGCUGAUGAGAAGGGGAUGAUUACGCUGGAGGAUUUGAGGAGGGUGGCGAGGGAGUUGGGGGAAGGGUUGGAGGAUGAGGAGUUGGUGGCUAUGAUUGAAGAAUUUGAUCUGGAGGGGAAGGGAGGCGUAGGGAGGGAUGAGUUUGUGGGGAUUUGUAUGAGUUGAGAGUCGAUCAAAGGAUACUUAUAUGGCUACUAUAAUUUCAUCUUAGUAAUUAUUUGCUGGUAUGAGGCGGGGCGUGGUGGAUGGGACACAGCCUUCUCGUAUAUGGGUUAACCUGCAUGUUUUGGUACAUUACCAUGGAGCGAGGAGUCUAGGCGCUUUGGCAAGUUGAUCAUGGAAUUCCUUCGCCCCGUCUAAACGUGCUUCACCGCAAUUUCAAGCACAUCCGAAUGAGAUUGAAGAACGCGCACAGUAAGGAGUGGUCA